AUGCGCGAAAACUUUGGUCCAGAUCAUUGGACCAUUAUGGGACAUCUUGAUCAAGAGUCAACUUUCGUUCAUAUUCGUGAUUUUCCUUAUAUAAUCGUUGAAGAAUCAAUCUUUUACAAUGGCCAAACAGGACAAUGGAAUACAGUGCCCAAUUUUGCUAUUUAUGGAUGUGAUUGGGAUUUAUGUAAUCAUCCUAAUCUUGUACAAUACCUUCCAAGUUCAUUUGAAAUGCGUCUUCCAGAAUCAUGGUUGAAUGCAAAUAUUCUAGGUACUGGACAACCAGUACGUGACUGUCAUGAGUGUCCUAAUGCUGCACAAUGUGGUACAACUGAUUUUAUUGAUGCUAGUCGAUGUCCAAUUCGUUCAUGUAAUACUACAUGUGUUGUUUUGGAUACAGUUGAUGAUCCGGAAAAUAAUCUACUAUGUUAUCGUUCAUAUUGUGCCCCGUCGACUGAUCAAAGCUUUGACUACGAUACACCUCGAGUAGAAAUCGAGGGUAUAUUGUAUUUUAGUAAACAACCAUUUAUUAUUGACUUAUGGGAAACUGACAUUUUUUGUCGUGCUGAUGAUUGUUCACGCCCAGAACUAUUUAAAGAAUUGAGAUCUCAAUUAACUGCAACACCAGGUGAUUUAAGUCCAUUUUAUCCAAUAUCCACCACAAGUUCACAACCAUCUGUGACUCAGUCAGCAACUACAAAUCCAGAAGGUACUCAAUCAACAACUUCAAAUGCAUCAAUCUUCACUAGAAUAAAUUUAUUUAGUAUGCUGCUAAUAUCAAUUCUUCUAUUCAAUUUUCAUUGACUUAUUUUUUUUUAAUGAUAUUUUACUUAUUGAACUAUAGCUAUAACAUCAGUGUGAAAAUAAUCUUUUUUGACUUUUUUCAUC
This is a messenger RNA of Rotaria sordida, 885 nucleotides long. Lineage: Eukaryota; Metazoa; Rotifera; Eurotatoria; Philodinida; Philodinidae. The record is from the annotation of a GenBank genome assembly.